GGUACGGCUACAACUUUACAGCUGUGCUAGCAGUGACUCCAGGGACACAAAGUUAGAGAGAGACAUAACGGACGCCUGCAUCAGACCUUCCACGGAUACAGGAAGAAGCAGCUUGAUACGUUGAGGUGUUUGGAGAGCUAUGCUGCAGCGGAGAGGCCUGCUGGAUGGCAGAGGGGAGUGUAACAGGGCAGUGUUGGUGUCUGUGGCAGAGUUUGACCCCGGGGUGAGGCUGGGGAGGAGGCCUGGAGCCGAGAGGGACGCCAAGAGGCUCCACCGGACCCUCAGCAAACUGGGCUUCGAGGUGGACAUCCACGCUGACCUCGGCGGAGACGAAAUCUACGAGUUGUUUCUGAAAGAGAGCCGGCGGCCUGUGAAGGACUGUUUCCUGGGCGUCUUGUCGUCUCACGGGGAGGAGGGCUGCGUGUUCGGAGCUGACGGGAAAGCCGUCCAACUCGCUCGUGUCUUCAGAUAUUUUGACAGCGAAUGUAUGGAGAAAAAGGCCAAAGUGUUCCUCAUACAGGUGUUCAGGUUCAUAAGGUUUCAGCUCACAGUCUUCUGUACACAUUUCAUCUGACCUCAACUGAAAAGUUGAAUUAAAGAAAAGUUGUAUAUUGUCAUG
Micropterus salmoides (largemouth bass) is the source of this 619-nucleotide messenger RNA. RefSeq names its product caspase-3-like. The transcript is spliced from 2 exons. Gene Ontology annotation, biological process: proteolysis. The coding region runs from base 140 to 574 and encodes 144 amino acids. Gene Ontology annotation, molecular function: cysteine-type endopeptidase activity. The record is from RefSeq and is a predicted model, not a curated record. Lineage: Eukaryota; Metazoa; Chordata; Actinopteri; Centrarchiformes; Centrarchidae.